CAAUACCUCGUCAGAUCUGAAACGAAAGUAAAUCGCUCAACGGGGAUUUUCAGUGGGUUUUUAAAUUUCCACAGAACAAUGAAUUAAGAAAGACGGAACAGGAAUUCACAAAACACACACACAGACAAUGAAGAUUUGGAUAUCAGUUUUGGUAUUUUGCCUGGUAUCAUUGUGCCACGGUUUAUCAACGGGGUCGUCUGGUUCGUAUGGUGGCGAUGGACAAUGUGACAUGGUCGGAGUUCAGAAAUGUACAGCGGGUAUUACGUUGCUGUCGUUUGAAUCGAAUGAUCUACAGGCAGCAUGCGUAAUGUCCAGAACAUCACAUACCUGUUUGGAACCAUUUAAAGCUGACUGCGAAUCGGACUCCACCUUCCAAGCAAUUAUGGCCGGAUUUGCCAAGCUAGGUCAGCUGUGCGGCGGCAAUGGACAAUGUGACUUGGUCGGAGUUCAGAAAUGUAUAGCGGUUAUUACGUUACCGUCGUUUGACCAGAUUGAUCUGCAGGCAGCAUGCGCAAUACAGACCUGUUUGCAACCAUUUAAAGCUGACUGCAAUUCGGAGUCCACCUUUCAAGCAAUUAUGGCCGGAUUUGCCGAGCUAGGUCAGCUGUGCGGCGGGUCGUCUGGUUCGUCUGGUGGCGAUGGGCAAUGUGACAUGACAGGAGUUGGUAAAUGUAUGAAGGAUGUUCAAUUACCUUUCCCUGACACGAAAGAUCUGCAGACGACAUGCGCAUCGUUUAAUGAAGUAGGAACGUGUAUUAAGCGAUACGACAGUGACUGUGCGUCAGUACAGGCCUUCCAGCGAUCCAAAGUAGCCAUUGACGCUGUAGCACCAUUUUGUGCCGGUGGUGCAGCCUGCAAUCCAAUGAAAUGUUACACCGAUGCUGAACUGGACAUCAUUGGCAGUAGUAUACCCAACCUCACCUGUGAUGUUGCCCAGCAAGUAAAGACCUGUAUGGACAAGAUGACGACUGCAUGUGAAGGAAACAUAUUAUACCGAACUUUCGUCCAGUUUCUCCAAAGCGGAGCGAAAGCAUGCAGUUAGUAGGGUUCCCAAAUUAACAACAUCCAGUAGUCCUAAAGAGUAUCAAAACGUUCAUUUCGUGGAUCACGGAAUUCAAGGACAUAUGAUACUCAAACAAUUGUUAAAAGAAUUUUGUAAAACUAUUUGUAAAUUUUAUUGUUGCGUAAACCCAAAGUUUAAUUCCACAGAAAUUUGCUACAUGAAACAACCUUUAUUCUUGCAUUAUUCACACAUCUUUACUUGGAAAUGCAAUCAUGGAAAAACGAUAUCCAAAACUUGAAAUCCAUUAAGAAUGUAUUUUCAUUGGUGCACUUCUUGUAUUCAAGAGAUGUGUUAGAUUUAAGAUUAAUUUACUAUAAAGCUUACAUCUUGCCUUCAUUGUAAGCCUCAUCUUACGAACAGUGAUCAAUUUCAUAACUCCUAUGUAAGCAAUACAGAAUAAAGAAUUGGGCAAACACCGGCCCCUGGAUAUACAAGAGGUGGGAUUAGGUACCUAGGAGGAGUAAGCAUCUCCUGUCUACCGGUCACACCCGCCGUGAGUAACAUAUCUAGAUCAGUUAAACGGAGUUAUCCGUAGUCAAAAUCAGUGUGCCAAGAACGACUUAAUAAUCGAAAUGAAACACGUCAAACAGCAGUUGACCCAAUGAUAGGUUGUAUUGACAAACUAGCAAAAUAAAAUUUCAUGUUUCAAGAAAAUCUUUGAUUUGUGAAAGGUGAAGAUAACGAACAGUGAUCAAUCUUAUAUGUCACAUUUGGAUUUAUUAAUGUAUCAUUUAAUUGGUAUGACAAGUAUACAAACAAAUAUUGAAGAGAAGUUGUUAUUCUGAAACUGAAGCACAAUAUAACGAUGAAAAGUUGCCGAAAAUUUAAUAUUUCAAUAUCCAUGUUUCAAUUGAAACCUAUUGAUUUGAAUCAUGUUUUGAUACAUCAGUAUAUAUUUUAAUAGAUAUGACAAGUUUGGAAAAAAUACUCAAGGAAAACCUAGUAUUUUGAAAUUAACAGACCAUUUAUUGAUGAAAAAUUGAAAAUUAAAAUUAAAAUCUGUUUCAAUUACCUCUUUCAUAAUUCACAAUAUCAUGUAACAAAGAUAAAAAAAAGAUUGGUGAAAGGGGAAAACUUAUUGAAAGCUAUAACUUGAAGUCCAAAAAGUAACUUUUUAGUGAAAAAUUUACAAAAGCUGUGAACCUCCAUUCAAAUUUCUUUUCCAUCUAUUAAAAAUAUUGUGAUGGCUAGGUGACUUUCUAUUUUGUUUUGACCUCUACUUUGAUAAAUCGGAUGCGUUUAGGGGGCUUGUCUGUCUGCUCAACAACCGUUGCCGUUUUCAUGUUGUUUUCUUUUUAUGUGCAAAAUAUUUUAACAUGUAUACCACGGUAUGAAUAUUGUCAGGAUUUUUAGUUUGAAAACAACUUUAGGUUAUUGAACUUUUAGUUUAAUUUUAUCGUUUCCUUUCAUACAUGUAUAACUCCUUUAGCAUACGUAUGUAUCAUUCACAAAUAGCCACGGAACCUUACAGAUCAAAUAAUAUAUCUACACUUUGAAGUGAAUGACUAGUCUAUACCUACAUAUAUAUAACAAGUAUGCACACAGAAACCCCGUCUAUCGUAUGAUAGAACAUCAUAUGAUUCAUUCUAGAUCAAUCUCUAUCAAUGUUCCUUGAUAUCUUUGAAUGUUUGCGGUAGUUAUAUAUACCAUUAUGUACUCGGAAAUAUUAGUUCAUAUUCUUAAAAAGAAAACAAUAAAUGAAAUACAUGUAUUUCAAAAUGGACUUGAUACAUGUAUAUGUGUUUGGGGAACAUUAUAAUCUUUGUAAGACAUGUACCAUCGGAAAGGUAAAGUCACAAAUAUUAUCCCUCUCAGUAUCCAAGCUAAUCCAUUUAUACAUUUUUGAUAAUUUGAUCAAAGCUUGAUGACGUGAUGUUAAGGUACAAAUGUGGCACCAUUGGUUGGUUGAUUGUAAAUUAUUUAACGUUCCGCUUGAGAAUUUCACUCAUAUAGAAACGUCACCAUUGCCUAUGAAGGGCUGCAAAAAUUAAGGCCAAUAAACAAAUAAAAUUUAGGCCUAUGCUUGUCGCUUAACUAAUUUCAGUAAUUUGCAAUUCCAUUACAUUUGUCAGGAGUAUUCAACAAUGGCCUGCAAUCAAUGGCCAACAUUUUUGCAGUUAUUGCCCUUACACCGGAAGUAGGGACAAUAGCUAGUACGCAUGAGUGAAUCGGUUAUACAUGUAUAAGGAUGAAGUCUUAAAUGAACGUGCCAUUCAAAGGCUCAGAUUCGUAAGAUAUUUCACUUGUUUUCUCCAUGCCGUUAUGUCUGACCACGAAAACUUGGAACCCAGCCUUCUUUCAGACCAGGCUCAUUAAGUCCCUUUUUAAAUCAUUUGUUUAUAUCACUUCCUACUCCAAAGAAAGAAACAAUCUCUUAUUUAUACAAAAUUAUUUUUGAAUUCCUAUGGAAAUCUAGUGUAGAUAAAGUUAAGAGGUCUGUGAUAACACAAGACUAUCUAUCGGGUGGUAUCAAGAUGGUUGAUAUAAGCAAUUUUAUUACAUCAUUGAAAUGCUCUUGGAUUAAAAGGCUUACUAGGUCCAACUGUCAGAAACCAUGGAUACAUUUUUUUUUGCCAUGUAUGGAAAUGAUAUUUUAAAGAAAUUAUAUGACUUUGGAGAUAGUUUUAUUGUGGAACAAUUAUGUGUUAAAAGCAAUGUUUUUUGGAAGGAUGUUUUUAAUGCUUGGUUUUUUUUAUUUGAAGGCUAGUCAAAAUCUUCCAAAUAUUAAAAAUAAUUUUCAUAAUAUUCCAGUGUGGUACAAUUCUAAUAUUAGAAUUGCGGGAAAACCUGUGUUUUAUGAGAAAUGGUAUGAAAAGGGGAUUAAAGCUGUUCAAGAUUUUUUUGAUACUGAUUGUAAAUUCCAUACCAUAAAAAAAUUUCAGUGUUUAUACAAUCUUCAAGAAGUAUGUGUAAUGAAAUACAAUAGCAUUAUUACUGCAAUUUCAAAAUAUUUAAAACGUCUGUCAAUUGAUAGACACUCAUCCAAACAAAAUGUUAAUCCAUGUAUGCCUAUAUUUUUUGAACCAGUUUUAUUACAUGAAAGAUGUUCUAAUAUUAUUUACAAUAUUUUAAAUGCAAAAGAAGAUAUCCCAACUUCUAUGGGCAAGUGGAAAACUGAACUAUCUUCAUAUGGAGUAGAUGAUAUUUCAGUGCAAGAUGUGUUUAAAAUUUGUUUCAAAACAUCUAGUGAUUCUUCUGUUCAGUGGCUACAGUUUAGAAUUUUACAUAGAAUUCUUCCUGUUGGUUAAUUUUUGAAAAACAUUAGUGUUAAAACAGAUGAUCUCUGUAGAUUUUGUACAAGUAAUAUUGAAACAAUAACACAUAUUUUUACUUCGUGUAAUAAGACCCAAACAUUGUGGAGUGAGUUAAGUCUUCAUAUAUAUAGAAAAAUUUCAGAAAGAAUUGGUUUUAAUGUGUCAAAUAUAAUAUUUGGUGAAAUUCCACUGUCUUUAAAUAAUAAAGCUAUAAACUUUAUAAUUCUAUAUGCUAAACAAUACAUAUUUAUCUGUUUAAUGCAGAAUAAAGAACCAAAUC
This is a messenger RNA of Ostrea edulis (European flat oyster), 4597 nucleotides long. RefSeq lists its product as uncharacterized. Bases 128 to 1042 code for a protein of 304 amino acids. The record is from RefSeq and is a predicted model, not a curated record. The transcript is spliced from 10 exons. Lineage: Eukaryota; Metazoa; Mollusca; Bivalvia; Ostreida; Ostreidae.